GGGGAGAAACACACAAGCUGAUCAGAGCUAGAGGAUGGUGGGAGACAUUAGCCUGUGACUGCGCUUGGAUAUUUAUAGAGAAAAAUAAAAUCUAUGCAGAGAAGGCCAACAGCAUCUGCUUGCACCUGAGCCCAGCAUCUUCCUGCAUCCUCCUGUAUCCUCCUGCAGCCUCCCUAGGACCAUGAUCUGCUGCUGAGCUGAUCGCAGAAAACAAUCGAUGAUCCUUCCCUUGUGAAGAAGAUCACAAGAGCUCCUUUGGAUUCACCUCUUUUUCUUUAGAUAAGUUUGUCAUAAAAUCCCUGGAGACUGGUGCUACCGGACUUACUCAGCAUGACCACCCACGUGACGCUGGAAGAUGCGUUAUCUAACGUGGACCUAUUGGAGGAGUUACCACUCCCUGACCAGCAGCCAUGCAUCGAACCGCCUCCGUCCUCCAUAAUGUACCAGGCUAACUUUGAUACCAAUUUCGAGGAUCGGAAUGCGUUUGUAACUGGUAUAGCCAGGUACAUUGAACAAGCUACAGUCCAUUCCAGCAUGAAUGAGAUGCUGGAAGAAGGACAAGAGUAUGCGGUCAUGCUGUACACAUGGAGGAGCUGCUCUAGAGCCAUUCCACAGGUGAAGUGCAAUGAACAGCCUAACCGUGUGGAGAUUUAUGAGAAGACGGUGGAGGUUCUAGAACCGGAAGUCACAAAACUAAUGAAGUUUAUGUACUUCCAGCGUAAAGCCAUAGAGAGGUUCUGCAAUGAGGUGAAGCGCCUCUGUCAUGCUGAGCGCAGGAAGGAUUUCGUGUCGGAAGCCUACUUGCUCACCUUGGGGAAGUUCAUCAACAUGUUUGCUGUACUGGAUGAGCUAAAAAACAUGAAGUGCAGUGUGAAGAAUGACCACUCUGCUUAUAAACGUGCUGCCCAGUUUUUGCGGAAGAUGGCAGACCCUCAGUCUAUACAAGAGUCACAGAAUCUCUCUAUGUUUCUGGCCAAUCACAACAGGAUCACUCAGUGUCUGCACCAGCAGCUGGAGGUGAUUCCCGGCUACGAGGAGCUGCUGGCCGACAUUGUCAACAUCUGUGUGGAUUACUAUGAGAAUAAAAUGUAUUUGACCCCAAGUGAAAAGCACAUGCUGCUAAAGGUGAUGGGCUUCGGGUUGUAUCUGAUGGAUGGAAAUGUCAGCAAUAUUUACAAACUUGAUGCUAAAAAACGGAUAAACCUAAGCAAAAUUGACAAAUUUUUUAAGCAGCUGCAGGUGGUACCUCUCUUUGGAGACAUGCAAAUAGAGCUGGCCAGAUACAUUGAGACCAGUGCUCACUAUGAGGAGAACAAGUCAAAGUGGACCUGCACACAGAGCAGUAUCAGCCCGCAGUACAAUAUCUGUGAGCAGAUGGUACAGAUCCGCGACGACCACAUCCGCUUCAUCUCCGAGCUGGCCCGCUACAGCAACAGUGAGGUUGUGACUGGCUCUGGUCUGGACAGUCAAAAAUCGGAUGAAGAAUAUCGAGAACUGUUUGACUUAGCUUUGAGGGGUCUUCAGCUCCUUUCCAAAUGGAGUGCCCAUGUCAUGGAAGUGUAUUCCUGGAAGUUGGUUCAUCCUACAGACAAAUUCUGUAAUAAGGAUUGUCCUGGCACAGCGGAGGAGUAUGAGAGAGCCACGCGGUACAACUACACCAGUGAAGAGAAAUUUGCCUUUGUGGAAGUGAUUGCUAUGGUGAAAGGUCUGCAAGUGCUCAUGGGACGUAUGGAGAGCGUCUUUAACCAGGCCAUCCGCAAUACUAUAUAUGCUGCCCUGCAAGACUUUGCACAAAGCACCUUGCGGGAACCCCUACGUCAGGCUGUGCGCAAGAAGAAAAAUGUUCUGAUUAGUGUUCUGCAGGCCAUCCGCAAGACUAUUUGUGACUGGGAAGCAGGGCGUGAGCCACCCAAUGACCCGUGUUUGAGAGGAGAGAAGGAUCCUAAAGGUGGAUUCGACAUUAAAGUUCCUCGCAGAGCGGUUGGCCCCUCCAGUACGCAGUUGUACAUGGUGCGUACUAUGCUGGAGUCUUUAAUCGCGGACAAAAGCGGUUCCAAAAAGACAUUGCGCAGCAGUUUGGAUGGGCCAAUUGUACAGGCUAUUGAAGAGUUCCAUAAACAGUCCUUUUUCUUCACUCACUUGCUGAACUUUAGUGAGGCUCUGCAACAGUGUUGUGACCUGUCCCAGCUCUGGUUCCGGGAAUUCUUCCUUGAACUUACCAUGGGUCGACGUAUUCAGUUCCCUAUUGAGAUGUCAAUGCCUUGGAUCCUGACUGAUCACAUCCUAGAGACCAAGGAGCCUUCCAUGAUGGAGUAUGUGCUAUACCCCCUGGACCUGUACAAUGACAGUGCCUACUAUGCCCUCACUAAGUUUAAGAAGCAGUUUCUCUAUGAUGAAAUAGAAGCUGAGGUGAAUUUGUGCUUUGACCAGUUUGUGUACAAGUUAUCUGAUCAGAUCUUUGCCUAUUACAAAGCCAUGUCUGGCAGUGUUUUGCUUGAUAAACGAUUUCGGGCGGAGUGUAAAAACUAUGGGGUAAUUAUUCCAUAUCCCCCCUCCAAUCGCUAUGAAACGCUACUCAAGCAGCGCCAUGUUCAGCUCCUGGGAAGAUCUAUUGACUUGAACAGGCUGAUCACUCAGCGGAUCUCUGCUGCGAUGUACAAGUCUCUUGAUCAGGCAAUCAGCCGCUUUGAGAGUGAAGACCUCACCUCCAUAGUGGAGUUGGAAUGGCUACUUGAUAUCAACCGCCUCACCCAUCGGCUCCUCUCCAAACACCUGACCCUCGACAGUUUUGAUGCCAUGUUCCGAGAGGCCAAUCAUAACGUAUCUGCUCCAUACGGCAGGAAUACGCUGCAUGUUUUCUGGGAGCUCAACUUCGACUUCCUACCCAACUACUGUUAUAAUGGCUCUACAAACAGGUUUGUACGAACAGCCAUUCCUUUCACACAAGAACCACAGAGAGAUAAGCCAGCAAAUGUGCAGCCAUAUUAUCUGUAUGGGUCAAAGCCCCUCAAUAUUGCCUACAGCCACAUAUAUAGCUCAUACCGCAACUUUGUGGGUCCGCCACACUUCAAAACCAUCUGCCGUCUUCUGGGGUACCAGGGCAUCGCUGUGGUCAUGGAGGAGCUGCUGAAAAUUGUCAAGAGCCUGCUCCAGGGAACCAUAUUGCAGUAUGUGAAGACUCUUAUCGAGGUUAUGCCAAAAAUCUGUCGGUUGCCAAGACAUGAAUAUGGAUCUCCAGGCAUCCUGGAAUUCUUCCAUCAUCAGCUGAAGGAUAUAAUUGAAUAUGCAGAGCUGAAGACAGAUGUAUUUCAAAGCCUCAGAGAGGUGGGCAAUGCCAUCCUCUUCUGUCUGCUCAUAGAACAGGCUCUGUCCCAGGAGGAGGUGUGUGAUCUUCUUCAUGCAGCACCAUUCCAGAACAUCUUACCACGAGUUUUCAUCAAAGAGGGGGAACGUCUGGAGGUCAGGAUGAAAAGACUAGAGGCAAAGUACGCUCCACUACAUCUUGUCCCACUAAUUGAGAGACUGGGCACCCCACAGAGCUUCUGUGCAGUCACAUGGUUUUCUCGGGUCUUCCUCCCAAGCAGAGGAACUCAGCAAAUUGCUAUAGCCCGGGAGGGAGAUCUUUUGACCAAGGAACGCCUGUGCUGUGGUCUCUCCAUGUUUGAAGUCAUCCUGACCCGGAUCCGCAGCUACCUGCAGGACCCCAUCUGGCGUGGUCCUCCCCCCACCAAUGGAGUGAUGCAUGUGGACGAGUGUAUGGAGUUUCAUCGACUCUGGAGCGCCAUGCAGUUUGUUUAUUGUAUUCCGGUGGGGACCAAUGAAUUUACUGCAGAGCAGUGCUUCGGAGACGGUUUGAACUGGGCGGGUUGUGCCAUUAUUGUGCUCCUAGGCCAGCAGCGUCGUUUUGACCUCUUUGACUUUUGCUAUCACCUCCUGAAAGUUCAAAGACAGGACGGGAAAGAUGAAAUCAUAAAAAAUGUGCCGCUAAAGAAAAUGGCAGAUCGCAUCCGGAAGUAUCAGAUCCUGAACAACGAGAUCUUUGCAGUCCUCAACAAAUAUAUGAAAUCUGUAGAGAGUGACAGUUCCACAGUAGAACACGUACGGUGCUUCCAACCUCCUAUUCACCAAUCACUGGCCACCACCUGCUGAGAGGGGCAUAGCACAGACCACACUCCGGACGAUAUCGACAAACCCCGUAACGUUGUGGUGCAUGUUCGUCCUGUUUUCACAAUACACCUACAUGAUGCUAUAGAAGCAGCAGGACUGUACAGGAUGUAGCCAUGUAAAGAGGUGUGGCCUGACUUCCAUGUCUGUCACUGUCUGCGGUGACAAAUUUCACAUUAUGACAUCAUCGCCCAGGUCUGAUGAAGUCUGGUGAAAGCAGGGCGGUAUUAAUAGCUUCAUAUUGGUUUGGCCCGACUUUUAAGUAUUUUUAUGAUGUACAACAGACAUUUUCAGGUUGUUACCGGCUUUUGGUCAGUGUGGUCAAUGGGAAUUUGUUUGAUCAAUCUAUUUAUUGUGACGCUGUACAGUGUUGUGGUAAUCUCAUCUGCUUAAAGACUAUCUUGCCAAUUUGUCAACUUCUACAGUACAUGUUAACGAUCGAUUUUAUUUUGUUUGAGUGGCCAAUGAUCUGAGAAACUUUAUCCCCAUAACGGAAAACUCCAUGUGAUGCUCAAAAUUUACUAUGGAGUGGAGGGUGAUUAGGCAGCUUGCUGUGUUCAGAUACUUACCUUCUGAGGCCUACUGCAAAGUUUGCCCAUCAUUAGCCCAACUACGCCCAUCCCACUCCUUCCUACCACUACAUUGAUCAGAGUUUUCAAAGGAAGAUUUGAUGAUACCAUGUAACUAAUAAUAAAAGCAACAGGAGGAAUUUUUUUUUUAGUCCUACCACAAACAAUAAAAUCUCAUAAUGUAGUAUGAGGGCUUGCCUGAUUGGAUCGUUUAGGUAGGUUUUCAUAAUACAUCGUUUUAGUCAAUUUAGAGGAUAUUGUAGAGCCAGAUUGUAACAUGUAUGGUAAGCGUAAGGUCGCAACAUGAGAUCCCAAAGAGUAAAUAAAAUGUAGAAUGAA
Messenger RNA from Rana temporaria (common frog), 5072 nucleotides. It is a transcript of the gene CYFIP2, whose product is annotated as cytoplasmic FMR1 interacting protein 2. Gene Ontology annotation, cellular component: synapse; neuron projection. The record is from RefSeq and is a predicted model, not a curated record. Bases 331 to 4149 code for a protein of 1272 amino acids. The transcript is spliced from 33 exons. Gene Ontology annotation, molecular function: small GTPase binding. Lineage: Eukaryota; Metazoa; Chordata; Amphibia; Anura; Ranidae. Gene Ontology annotation, biological process: apoptotic process; axon guidance; cell projection assembly.